AUGUUUUCCAACCUCGCCUCCAAACUCGGCUUCUCCUCUCCCCAAAAAUCCUCCUUCGCCGUCAAAGUCUCCUCCAAAACCCAGAGCAAGGCCCCCGUCCAAGUCACAUACACCCACAACGACGUCCCCAUCCCGGACUCCUUCCUGACCACGCCCCCCGCAACGCCCAUCGCCUGCACCCACAUCGACUGGGCCUCGUCCCCUCUCCCGGAAAACCAAGGCCGCACCGCCCUCCUCCUCAGAAACGUCCUCUCGCCGGAAGAGUGCAAGCAGCUGAUCGCCCUGGCGGAGGACUCGGUGCCGAGGGAGGCCGGCGACUCGGCGUGGAGGCCGGCCCUUGUCAGCUUGGGGCCGGGAUGGGAGGCUCCCGCCCCGGGCUACCGCGAGAGUGACCGCAUCAUCUGGAACCAGCAAACCGUCGUCGACCGUAUCUGGGAGCGUUGUGCUCAGGCAGACGGCCUCCGCGAGCUGCUGGCCGUCGUACCGCCUCAAUCACCCAUGGGCGGCGGCAAGUGGGAGUUCAGCCGCGUCAACGAGCGGAUGCGGUUCCUUAAGUACUCUCCUGGCCAGUACUUCAAGCCCCACUGCGAUGGUCCUUACUGGUACAAGGACGGCGAGAGGGAGUUCCAGACUCACUACACGAUCCAGCUCUAUCUCAACGACUCUGUCGAGAGCGACCCGCAGUCAGAACUCGAGGGCGGCGCCACCUCAUUUCUCGGCAGAAAAAACGGCGGCAGAGUCGACAUCCCCCCCGAGGCGGGAAACGUCUUGAUCUUCCAACACAGGGGCCUACUUCACGAGGGCGCCACGGUAACAAAGGGGACAAAGUACACAAUAAGGACGGAUAUUUUGUAUGAAUGGAUUUCGCACGUUGAACCGGCUGCAGAAACUGCAGAGGAGACUGCUGCUUGA
Messenger RNA from Ilyonectria robusta, 912 nucleotides. RefSeq lists its product as uncharacterized. The record is from RefSeq and is a predicted model, not a curated record. Gene Ontology annotation, molecular function: iron ion binding; L-ascorbic acid binding; procollagen-proline 4-dioxygenase activity. Gene Ontology annotation, cellular component: endoplasmic reticulum. Gene Ontology annotation, biological process: peptidyl-proline hydroxylation to 4-hydroxy-L-proline. NCBI's taxonomy places the organism in Eukaryota, Fungi, Ascomycota, Sordariomycetes, Hypocreales, Nectriaceae. The transcript has 2 exons. The coding region runs from base 1 to 912 and encodes 303 amino acids.